Molecule: messenger RNA, 678 nt
Organism: Microplitis demolitor
Lineage: Eukaryota; Metazoa; Arthropoda; Insecta; Hymenoptera; Braconidae
Exons: 2
Coding region: 1-678 (225 amino acids)
Source: RefSeq, a predicted model, not a curated record
AUGGCUUCAAACCAAAAAUCGGUCGAGGAAGCAGUAAUGCUACCACUCUUGAAAACUUCUUGUUCUGAUGAAGAAGCCAUAGCAGCUGUAAAGCGAGGAAGAAAACUCGAAAGUAAAAAUAAACCUCGGGUCAACAGCGCUCCACAACCUCGUGACACGAUUGCAUCCUGUACGACCGAACCUGACGUCUCAGAAAGUAUCAAAGAUGACGUUCUUGAAGAAAAUCAACCAGGACCAUCCUUAGCACCUCAGGCUCCAGCCGACCCUGAAGUGGAGAUUGGGUCAGAGCCCGGGCUAGAACCAGAAGAAACAGAUGAGGAGGAAGAGGAAGCAGUACGACUCAUGAACGAAAAAUAUUUGCUAAACGAUCUGGAACAAAGCUCCAGCGACCAGGGGGAUGAAAAUUUUCCUAAAGCAAUAAAUCGACAAAAUACGCGAGAAGAUUUGAGAAAAUCAUUUGAACAUUUCGAUAAAGCCCUAGAAAAACGAGCAGUUAAUGUUUCAGACGAAGAAGCAGAUUGUACUGUUCGUCCAGACGAUUAUUACAAUCCACUGCCUGUAGUCAGUCCUCAACAAGCCAAGGAAGUCAGAGGAUAUCUUGAAAGGGGCUACCUAUUAGAUGAACACGACGAAUCUGAAGACUCGGAUGAGUCCGACGAAGAGGAAGAAGAAAAAUAA